This is a messenger RNA of Branchiostoma floridae (Florida lancelet), 1125 nucleotides long. Its product is annotated as oxysterols receptor LXR-alpha-like. Gene Ontology annotation, molecular function: zinc ion binding; RNA polymerase II cis-regulatory region sequence-specific DNA binding; nuclear receptor activity. The record is from RefSeq and is a predicted model, not a curated record. Gene Ontology annotation, biological process: cell differentiation; positive regulation of transcription by RNA polymerase II; negative regulation of transcription by RNA polymerase II. NCBI's taxonomy places the organism in Eukaryota, Metazoa, Chordata, Leptocardii, Amphioxiformes, Branchiostomatidae.
GUUUCUUCAGAAGAAGCGUGAUUAAGAAGGCGAACUACACCUGUAAAUAUGGCGGGAACUGUGAGAUGAAUGUGCGGCUGCGAAACACGUGCCAGGGUUGCCGGCUCAGGAAGUGCAGGGAUGUCGGCAUGAAGGCAGAAUGUUUGUUAACGGAAGCACAAACGAAGUCUAAAUUCCGCUGGAAGUACCCAAAGUCCGACAACUCCCCGUCCUCCUCACAACCGGGCUCUCCCAGCUCCUCCUCUACUACUGGCUCCAACGGCCAUGCGAACCAGCUGCUGAAGCUCAGCACAGAGCAGAAGGACCUGUGUAUGGAGGUCGUGUCAGCCUUUCAGAUGAUGUGGGCACAGGAUCCUAAAAUUACUACGUUAUGGCCUAACGAAGACGAGGUCCUAACGAAGUCGGAUAAGGACCUGCUUGACCAGAAGCAGCAGCAUCUGCAGGAGGGCAUGACCGUCACCAUCGAGAAGAUCGUCCUCUUCUCCAAACAGCUGAGGGGAUUCAUGACCUUGAGCCAGGAGGACCAGAUCGCACUUCUCAAGGGAGGAGCGAUAGAGGUAGUGAUGCUGAAAGGAGCUGUGUACAGGGACGACAGUCAGCAGAAUGCUGAAAAGUGGAUCAACGCAGGAGUUCUCGAGACGUUUGUGCACACCUUCAUGGACUUCCUGCAUAGCAUUCAGCAGCUGAAACUGGACUGGUUCGAGUGUGCGCUGCUCACAGCUGUCGCUCUGCUGUCCCCAGCAACUUCUACCACUCCAAACACAUCCUCUGUUACAAGGUCCAGGACAAGACAAUGCUGCCGCUGCUACAGGAGAUUUGGGACUGGAACAAACUGGACGAAGAGUGUAAGGCCACUCCGAUGCAAGGCCAGCCGGUCUACACUAGAUGCAACCUACACAGCCCCGUAGUACACUAGGCCUCCUGUCGCAACUUAGGCUAAGGGAGCACUGUAUACUACUAACUUUUACAACACAGUCUAAAAGAGCUUUGUAUACUACUAACCUACUGGGUCCUGUAAUGCAUUACAACCCUCCUGUCACAACAUAGUCUAAAGGAGCACUGUAUACUACUAACCUAAUGGGUCCUCCUGUCGCAAAAUAGUCUAAGGAGCACUAUAUACUACUA